AUGGAAGUUUUAGAAAUAGUAGUUUUACACCAUCCAGCCACAUCCAAUGUAAUCAAAAAUAUCCUAUUAAGCAACAAUACAGUGCUGGGACGAAAUGGUGAGAUGGCUGAAAACGUUGAAGUUUCUUUAUGCAAACUAUUGAUAUCCAACAAAUUUUCCCUUCGAAUUGAAGAAUCAAACUUGCCAUGCAAUGUAGGCUUUACUGUAGGUGUUGGUUGGGUUUGUAAAGAGAAAAACACUGCUCUUGCCAAUAUUAUGCCGAUAGUCACUGAUGGAGCUCCUGCAAACGUUUGUCGACAUCGUGGGUUUAUCGCCCUUUUGAAAUGGGAAAUACCAGAUAUUUUAGCUGUUCACUGCGUGAUUCACAGACCCUCAUUUAGUAGGAAAAAAUCUCAGCGACCAUUUGCAUCAGUUAUUGCAAUAUAUCAUAUUUGCUGUGAACGAUAUCCCCAGUUAUACUCUCAACGAUUGAUUAUUCAGACACCUGUGUAUGAUGAGGAAUUCAAUCGCUUGCUACUGCACACCGAGAUUCUCUGA
Parasteatoda tepidariorum (common house spider) is the source of this 537-nucleotide messenger RNA. The record is from RefSeq and is a predicted model, not a curated record. NCBI's taxonomy places the organism in Eukaryota, Metazoa, Arthropoda, Arachnida, Araneae, Theridiidae.